UCGUCGUCCUCGCCGCCGCCGCCGCCGCCCCCCGGCCGGCCCUGGUCCUCCGCCUCCUCCGGGGAGCCGGCCGGGCCGCGGCCCAAGAGGAGAAGGCGAAGGAGGCCCGCCCGCCCGCCCCGCCCGCCGAGGCCCCGGCCCAGGAAGAGGCCCCGGGGCCCCGCCGGACGCGCCGACCAGGACGGGGGCCGCCCCGACCGGGGGGACGACGCCGACGAGGGGGACGACGACGACGAGGAGGACGACGACGACGACGAGGAGGAGGAGGAGGAGGAGGAGGACCUCAUCGACGGCUUCGCCAUCGCCAGCUUUGCCAGCCUCGAGGCCCUGCAGAAGGACGCGUCCCUGCAGCCCCCGGAGCGCCUGGAGCACCGGCUGAAGCAUUCGGGGAAGCGGAAGCGGGGGGGUGCCGGGGGGGCCCGGGGGGACCAGGGAGACAGCUCCGACCGGGACCCCGGACGGCCCCCCGGGGAGGAGCGGGCCCGCAAGCGGCCCAGUAAGCGCAGGAGGAAAGAGGCUUCCUCGCGCCACUCCCUGGAAGCCGGAUACAUAUGCGACGCAGAAAGCGAUCUGGAUGAGAGGGUCUCCGACGACGACCUCGACCCGUCAUUUACUGUCUCGACCAGCAAAGCCUCGGGCCCCCACGGUGCACUCAAUGGGAACUGUGAAGCUAAACUUUCUGUGAUCCCCAAAGUGUCGGGGCUGGAGCGGAGCCAGGAGCAGCCCCCGGGGCCCGACCCGCUGCUAGUGCCUUUCCCCGCCAAGGAGCCGCUGCCCCCGCCCGCCCCCCGGCCCCUGGCCUCUCCUCCGCCUCCGUUGUCGGCCCCCCCCAGCCUGCCGCCCCCGCCGCCGCAGCAGCUGCAGCUCCGGGUCUCCCCCUUCGGCCUCCGCUCGUCGCCCUACGGCAGCGGACUGGACCUCAGCGCCGCCGCUGGCUCCUCGCGGCCACCCCCCAAAGCCCCGGCCCCACCCGUGGCUCCGGCUGCUCCCUCCUCAUCCUCCGCCUCGUCGGCCUCCUCCUCCUCUUCGUCCUCCUCCUCCGCCCAGCUUUCCCACCGCCCCCCGACCCCUUCCCUGCCCCUGUCUCUGGCCGGCCACGGCUUCCCCCCGGCCGGGCUGCGGGCCCCCCCGCCCCCUCCGCACCCCGCCCUCUUUUCCCCCGGCCCCACCUUGCCCCCGCCCCCGCCCCUGCUGCAGGUGGCAGGACAUCCGGGAGCCGCCGCGGCCGCCGCUGCCGCCGCUGCGGCCGCAGCCCUCUCUGAACAGGAGCUGAUUCGCCAGGACUUGAGCUCUCGGUUCCUGAGUGCCCAGGGUGCCCCCGAGGUGGGGGGGGCGGGGGGCUCCGCCCGCCCCCUGGCCUUCCAGUUCCAUCAGCACAACCACCAGCACCAGCACACCCACCAGCACACCCACCAGCACUUCACCCCCUACCCUCCCGGCUUGCUGCCCCACCACGGCCCCCACAUGUUCGAGAAAUAUCCAGGAAAAAUCGAAGGCCUUUUCCGGCAUAAUCUGUACGCGGCAGCCUUUCCUCCCGCUGUCCCGGGCCUGCCCCCCGGCCUCCCAUCCGCCGUCUCCUUUGGCUCCUUACAAGGGGCGUUCCAGCCCAAGGGCACGAACCCCGAGCUGCCCCCCCGCCUGGGGCCGGUGCCGAGCGGGCUGCCCCAGAAGGGAUCCCAGAUUCCCGACCACUUCCGGCCCCCUAUGAGGAAACCGGGGAAGUGGUGCGCCAUGCACGUGCGAGUGGCCUACAUGAUCCUGAGGCACCAGGAGAAGAUGAAGCUGAUGCAGGGUGACCCCCACAAGCUGGAUUUCCGGAACGACCUUCUCCCCUGCCUCCCGGGAGCCUACGGAGGCCUCCCCCCGGGGCAGGAUCUCUCCCACCCAGCCUCCCUCUUCACUGCCACAGGUGCGGCCCACGCGGCCACCAGCCCCUUCGCAGCGGCCCCGGGACCCCACGGAUCCUUCCUCGGCCCCGGGACCCACUUCGAUCCCUUUGUGCGCCCGACCAGCUUUGCCCCACUGGCAGCACUUUCCAAUGGGGCCUUCGGGGGGCUGGGCAGCCCCACGUUCAAUUCUGGGGCGGUGUUUGCCCAGAAGGAAAGCCCCGGGGCUCCUCCGGCGUUCGCCUCCACCCCCGAUCCCUGGGCCCGGCUCCACCGGGGACCGCCCGCCUUUCCCAGCUGGGCCCGGCCCCCCGAGGCCGCCCGGACCCCCGGCUCCGACAAGGAACGGCCGGUGGAGCGGAGGGAGCUCCCCGUGCCCAAAGAGGAGAAAGACCGGGACCUCUCGUUCUCCCGACAGCAGCUGCGGGUCUCCCCGGCUGCCCCCAAAUUGCGGGUCGGGGAGGAGGGCGCGCGGCCUCCCAAGGAGCCGGUGAGGGUGAAGGAGGAGCGGAAGGAGGAGGUCCCCGGGGCCCCCGGCCUGCACCUGCUGUUCGAGCGGCCCCGGCCUCCCCCGUUCCUGGGCCCGGCCCCCUCGGAGCGCUGCGCCCCGUUCCUGGAGCCCUGGUUGGCGGCCCCCCCGCGCCUGGCCCGGCCCCCCCGUUUCUACGAGGCCGGGGAAGAGCUGGGAGGCGCGGGGGCCGUGGCCGCGGCCCGGCUCUACGGCUUGGAACCGGCCCACCCUCUGCUCUACGGCCGCCUGGCCCCGCCCCCCCCGCCGGCGCCCCCCGGACCCCCGCAGCUGCUCAGCAAGACCCCUCCCGGGGCCCUGCUGGGUGCCCCGCCCCCCUUGGUGCCCGCCCCCCGCCCCGGAUCCCCACCCCGGCCCCCCGGGCCUUCCCGGGCCGACAGGUGAGGGGAGGGGGGGGAG
Molecule: messenger RNA, 2814 nt
Organism: Ornithorhynchus anatinus (platypus)
Lineage: Eukaryota; Metazoa; Chordata; Mammalia; Monotremata; Ornithorhynchidae
Gene: FBRS
Product: fibrosin
Exons: 18
Source: RefSeq, a predicted model, not a curated record